Messenger RNA from Solanum pennellii, 923 nucleotides. Its product is annotated as transcription factor MYB14-like. The transcript is spliced from 3 exons. Bases 68 to 709 code for a protein of 213 amino acids. The record is from RefSeq and is a predicted model, not a curated record. NCBI's taxonomy places the organism in Eukaryota, Viridiplantae, Streptophyta, Magnoliopsida, Solanales, Solanaceae.
UAGUUGCCUAUUUUUUUUCAUAUUGUAUUUUAUCUAGAGAGAGAAAGAGGAGAGAGAAGUGGCUAAAAUGGUAAGAGCUCCAUGUUGUGAGAAAAUGGGGUUGAAGAAAGGGCCAUGGACUCAAGAAGAAGAUCAAAUUUUGAUAACUUUUAUUCAAAAAUAUGGACAUGAAAAUUGGAGGGCACUUCCUAAACAAGCAGGUUUAUUAAGAUGUGGAAAAAGUUGUAGAUUAAGGUGGACAAAUUACUUAAGGCCAGAUAUUAAAAGAGGAAACUUUAGUGAGGAAGAAGAACAAAUCAUCAUUAAGCUACAUCAACUUCUUGGAAACAGAUGGUCUGCAAUUGCUUCAAGGCUGCCAGGAAGAACAGAUAACGAAAUCAAGAAUUUCUGGCAUACUCACUUGAAGAAAAGAUUGGAACAAAACAAUUAUCUAGCAUCUACUAUAACUAACAAGAGAAGAGAUGAAAUAACAACAAAUGCUUCACAAAAUAUUGAUGAGCAUCAUAUAAAUCAAGAUUCUCAAAAUAUUGUUGCCUAUCAUCCAACUUAUUGUCAUUAUCAAGAAGAUAUACAAUCAAACAAGGAGGAGAACAUGCAAUAUUCAACAAAUUAUGAACACAAGGACAUGACUAGUUUCAACAAUGAUAUGGUUUUUUGGUAUAACGUCUUCAUGAGUUCGGGAAACAACGCGUCUGAUGAGAUCAGUUAGAAGCGAAUAUUUCAAAAUCAAGAGUCAGUACGUUCACAAAAUAAGCGUGAUUUUAUUAUGUAUACGUUUGAAAUUUUUGUGUGAUACAUGUAUACGUAUAGUUUGAGGUGAAAGUCUUAAUGGGCCGAGGUCCAGUUGAACUCAUCGAUAUCGCUCUAGACCCCACCUCUAAAUUAAUUACUAAAUUAUGAGAGUUGUAUUUCCAAUUCCACGA